Messenger RNA from Physella acuta, 8941 nucleotides. RefSeq lists its product as uncharacterized. The record is from RefSeq and is a predicted model, not a curated record. Lineage: Eukaryota; Metazoa; Mollusca; Gastropoda; Physidae.
CUUUAACUUCCUGUUUAGGGUACACAAUGGCGUAAAUUACGUCAAUGAAGCUCAACAAAGAGUAGGGAUAUGCGCCCACACGUACAUUACACGUCUCACGCUUGUACCCGCUGUUGAAGGCAUGGUAACUCACUUCUUCGAGAAUGGUUGAAUGACGUCAUUGGUGCGGCAACCAGCGGGGACCACGAACAUGCCAAACAGGUCUUCAAAUCACAGAAGCUCUCAUGAGCUAUCAGACGAACAAAACUCUACAUACUAUGAUUUAGCAGACGACGAUCCCCGGGGUUCUAGGCACAACAGAUCAACACAUUGCAACCCAGGGUCAAAGCAGAACAAAGGUAGCAAGCGACUGAAGACUAGUGCGUCCCCAGUGCCGGGUAUUGAACCCUACACCCUCGUCAUCCUCCCCGGGUACAACACCAAGGCCGCUGGCAGGCAAGAUGAAGGCUCACACAAUCCCGCUGCAAGGUCACGUGAGAAAGGUGCUGGAGUCGCAGCUCCCAGAACCAUCGACUCCCAGCCCAGCUCCAGCAGUGCCCAGUACGACAGUGACGGCAGCUGUACCAAGUUUCACAGCGCCACGGCCAUCGGUCAGUCCAAGCCUCACAUCGCUGCCGGUCAGAGCAAGGUCAGAAGCAGCACCAACAUCGGUCAGAGCAAGCCCAGGAAUGUCAAUUCUACCGGUCAGGGCAAGGCGCAGAGUGGCACUGCGAUUGGUCAGUCGAGGCCGAAGAGUGGUGAUUCUACUGGUCAGUGCAAGACGGAGAGUGCUGUCAAGGGGAUGAGUCAGUGCAGGCCGAAUAGUGGCGGUGCUGUCAGUCAGUGUAAUUCACACUGUAAGUCGAGCUCGAGCUAUCUGGAGACAGGCACCAACAAGCGGCCGUGGAGGUACGAGAAAAGCCGCAGCAACGACAAAGACCCGAGCUACCGCCCUUCCUUCGACACGAUCGUCUCGCCUCGCUACAAGAACGGUCUCACCCAGCGUCCAUUUUCAGAGGCCAGUGAGAAGGAUGUGACCCACAAACCACGUCCAUUUUCAGAGGCAAGCGAGAAGGAUCUGAGCCGCAAACUACGUCCAUUUUCAGAGGCGAGCGAGAAGGAUCUGACCCGCAAACCCCGCAGUCGGUCUAAGGAAUACAGCUGGGUCUCGCACUUCCGGCCUCCCUCCUAUGACGACAUGAAAAUUUCCCUCGACCCAAAGCUAUCCAGAAGGUCAAGGUCGAGCGAAGCGCCCUCUCUUAAGGACCUCUAUGGCAGCGAGACGACCGUCUAUGAGAGCAGAAAGGGCUCCCCUCUGGAUGCCAUGUUUGAGCGUCAGGCCCGGCCCAGGAACACCAACUGUACCGUCAAGACGGACGGGACCAGCUGUACCACCAGCACCGCCACGUCUAGUAAUUCUAAACAGGUGAAGCCACGCCUCCGCAGCGAGACGGACCUCGAGUUUGAAAACUUCCCGGACCCGACCCCCGGCACCCACGGGGACGACGACAGGUCCGGCAUCAACCACGCCGGCAACGCGGUGGUACCCGCCGUUGAGGACAUCUCCGAUACGAUCUACUGCAAGGAGAGGACCGGCCGUGGCGCGGGGUCCGCCACCGUCUACGUCAGCAAAACGAAACAAAUCUACAACGUGGGAUCUAGAUCACGGAAAACCUCCCCGCAGAAAGAUCGUCCUCUUUUCUCUGCGCGUAUUUUAAACAGCGUCUACGACUCCAAAAACAAGAGUCAUUAUCUUCACAAAAAGCCACACCGAAAUAGACCACUUGUGUCCAUCUUGACGUCAACUAGCGGGGGUAGACGUAUGCAUCAGAGGAAGCAUUCCGCGCAUGCGUCGGCGUGUGAGAAGCAGUGCGCGAAUUCUUUGACUAGUGAAACGUCAUACACGCUGAAUGAUGGGGAGGUAUCUCAAGAGGACGUCCAGGUGUGUCAAGCGGAAACCUCCCUGUGCCAGGGGUCGCCUAAGAUGGCAGUGUACACGGUCAAUAUCCCGUUGGACGUACCGGGGAAGAAGAAAGUAAAGGGGACAGGAGGGGAGAGAAGGACAACGGAGAUUAUCGAGAUUGGGUCUGACCUCAUCACCGUGAAGGAACCGGAAGUGUGCAGACCGCAUCGGCGGAGGUGUCGCUGGCAGGGGGAGGAAGGGGAGAAACAUUCAGCAAGCACGUCGACACAAAACAGUCAUUCCAGAUCGAAACGGCGGCGGCAUAAAUAUGGGAACUUUGGCUGGAGACAGGUCAGUGAGUACUCACGAGCAAAGGGCAGCAACUGCUACAGAUUGGAGGGAACAAGUGAUACAUUGACAUUGAGUAACAAAAGCAGUCACGCGGAAAAACCUUCCAUUUACGAGGCCAGCAGGGCUAAACAGCCGUCCAACCGUGUCAAGAGCAGCGCGAACGGUGGGUCCGCCCGCUCUAGGAGCAGACCAGUAGACCAGGGGGGAGAGAGCAGGAAGACGGUGGAGGAAUGUGGCACCACGGGGAAUUAUAGCCCUCGGCUCAAGUACGCAUCAAAACCACAGGGGAAGGGGAUUCGGACACCCUCGUUGACAAGGCAACAUGAACGGAAGGAGGGACUAGACUCACAGGUUCACCAUGAAGCAUUAUCCAACUGUAUCAAAGAGGGGGAGAGGAACUCUAUGGUAAAAGACCGAGCAAUAUCAGACGUCGGAUCAAGGCUAACCUACGAUACCGGACACCGGAAAUCUGAACCCUGCUCCAGGUCCUCCGGAAGUUUGGAGAAGGAACCGCCCACCAAACACACCUGCGCAGAAUCGAACGACGGCGCAUCGAGGGCAGCGGACUCGCACUAUUCCAGACACUGCGAGUCGAGGGAAUCUCGGGGCAACACUGUCUCGGAAGACAGAGGUUCGAAACCGUCACAGAACGCCAGAAACCUCCUUCAGUGUAUAGAGUUUCAGGAACCGCGAGACGACCGGAAGUGUUCACAGGCUCAGGAUAGUGGUCUCGGCAGCCAGCAGCAGCCCAGUACAGCCGAGCAGAGCCGUCGGCGGGAGGGGAAUCUGCAUCAACCGUCGUCAAGCCGUGCGGAAUGUGAGAAGACGAUGAUUGAGGAGGAUAAACGAGAUGUGUCAAGCCGAGUGGGGUCAAAGGGUAAAGGUCAACAGACUGGGAGACAGGGCAAACCGGCGCUUCACGAAAAUAAACCAACUACUUCCGAACAAUGCCGGAACAAACCGACAAACCCCGAAGACGACGAGCGACGAGAGUCGGAAUUCAAAAGCGCCGAGACGAACAUGCAUCGCGUAGCCACACGUGAGUCGCCUCGCAGUUUUUCUUCGCGGAGCUCCAGCGCCAACUCGGCAAGCGGGGCGUACCCUAGGGCAAUGUCCGGGCAGCCCACGGGCCAAACCUCGCCUGCCAACACCAGAAGGCAUUGCAGCUCCAACACGGACAUCCCCGCCAAAAACGUCACCAACAAGAGGAACGAGGAAUGCCAAAACGAACCCAAGGUGUAUAGAUCCGCUCAAGUAGGACCGCGAGAGAGUGGCACGAAAUUGAGGUCACGCUCGAGAAACAUCGAAUCCAGCACCGUUGGGGAUGAUUUUAAGUCCGUCCACAGGACGGCAAGUGUUCACUCCAUCACUAGCUCGAGUGAGAAACUCAAAGCACGUUCGAACAACCCGCAAGAAAGACCCUCCCUUGUGCAUGAAGAAGAGGCAAUGGACACUAAAGAUGUACAAGUGCAGGCCCGGACUGUACGGGAGAAGGGAAGUUGUAGGAAGUUGUCUGGUCGGUACAGCAAGGUGACGUCGUUGAGCAACCACAUGUUGACUAAGAUCGAAGAGGAGAGGAAUAUCGGAGAAGACGAGGCGUGUGGUCAGGCGGAUCAGUGGCAGAAGAACAAGGAGUCGGAUGAGACCAGACACGUAGACACCCACAGUUCUGAGAACUACAACACCGAGAACACCAGAAGCGCCUGGUCGUCGUCACAGACGAAGACGAUGAAAGAGCAGGAGACACAGUACUCCGACAGCCUCCAGAAAACAGACAGGAUGACCUGCACGUCCUCCAAGUACGACGGCAACAUUUUCAAGCCAGAAAAGCGCUCGUUGGUCUACGAUCAACGCGUGUUUAACAAGGAAGCGUUGGAGACUGGCCGGAUGUUUUUCUGGGAGAGUGGGAAGCUGUAUAAGCUACCGUUCAAGUGCGAGAAGGACAAGAGCGCCAAAACCUCACGGAGGUGUCUCACGCGAGAUGACGCACAGCAGAUGCCGGUACGCAAAAGUUGCGCAGAGAAAGAAGAAUCAAAAUACCCGCUGGAUACAGCACGGAAAUACGGUGACGAGAUCGGAAGCCAGUGCAUAAUGCGAGAAGUUUCCAGAACUGUGGGGAAAAAACUCGAUCCUGGGCCUUACACGGAUGAUUGUUUGUACUCCGUGAAAGACAAACGCCAGAAAUAUGUUCCACACAGGAGCUUGGAUGAUGAUUGCAGCUGGGACGAUAGGAGCUUGCCAAAGUCAAGCAGAUGUGCAGAGGUGACAAGCAUGUCUAGGUCGAAAUGUGAUUUGAAACCAAAGAGAGAGCAGAGGCGGGUGUACGAGGACGAGGCGUGCACUUCAGAAGAACAUCAGGGCGAACGUGCAAGUUCGCCGUGGCGAAGCACCAGGCAGAACCCGAUUGCAAUGUCGCGUACUGUCGAAUGCGCGGAUUUCUUAAACAGAGAAAAGCUGCCAGUAAAAAUAUCAUUAUCCUGUCUUCGCCAGGAAGAUUCGCGCCGUUCGAAAAAGGCGCCAAAUGACGUUAUUGCCCUGUCUUCGUACUAUGCCAAAGACACAGCCCGUGCCUAUAAGUCGGGGUCGGGUGCUAUUCCCCGCAGCAAGCACCGGAGCGGUGAGAUCCCAGGAUCGUACAGCGACCCCGAUGGCCUUGCUGGGGAAGGCGACAGCGACGACCUCACAGAGAUCAACCAAAAGAGAACGCAAUCUCGUUUGAAGAACACGUUCUGCCCGGAUUAUACCAGCCAGCUCAGCAAAGGUGAUCUGCCCUCAAGAAGGCACCGAACAAUCAGUUCGUAUUCCUGUGACAACAUCCAAACGGAUCUGUUCAAACCUCCCCGACAUAAAGACCGCACUGCUCGCGUGUAUGCUAGAAACACAGACAACCCCUGUAGCCGUCAGUCUUUGAGUAAUCCUGUCUUACACGGCACUUUGCCGGACCGAAGAUCGUGGACGACUCCUUUGGGAGAGGAGGAAGAAGCAUGCACUGAGCAGUUCUCUAGGAGGGCAUCACGAACAUCCCCCGAUUGUGUCUCCCCAUCGCGACACAAACUCGCAAGCCGAAGCGUCGAGCAGAGCUUGACGGCCAGAAAGCCGCCCAUGAGCGACACCCAGCGUUUUCUUUCUGAUGAAGAUUACGAGAGCUCGCGACAGGAGUCUUCAGAGAGCCAGAACGUUAGGGCGUGGAAGAGCAGCGACAAGGAACUACGACCCAAGUCUUUCACAUCACGAGUUGCUUGUAAAGAGAUACCUGACUCCAUCCGACGUAGGACUAAAGACUCGCGAGAGUUUCGAACCUUCAGCAGCAGCCUAGCAGAAAACGAGCCGGUGCGGGUGGACACAAGUAGGUUGAAGACGAGAACCGGCAGCCAUCUUGCAGGGCAAAGCCUCAGCGCUCGUAAUCUCUCGACACAAAAGACCGGCUUGGUGAAGGAGUUGGCCGUAGAUAAAGACGGGCUGUACGAGGUGAGGUCGCCUCAGGGGUACGCCACACAGGCUUUGAAUGAUCAGUGCGCUGAGGUUUUUACCGCUCAGGCCGCCUCUCUUGGCGACAUCACACAGAAGCAUGCGUCCCAGAACACUGUGAUUAUCUUGAAGGAUUCCAACGUCCAGACGGAGACCGGCUCGGCUCAGAACUUCACAAGCCGGCUCAAUAGCUCUGAUAAGAUGGGGCCGUCGUUAAAACCCAGUGGCCAGGAUAAACUGCAAGAAAUAUCAAGCCGCGUUGGAGACUUAUCCAAGAUGGAUUCCACCCCCUACCACAGUAAACCAGGCUUCCACGGAGACGGGAGUCAAAUCGUCAGUGAUUAUGUACGGGGGGUUUCAGCGAUCGACAAAUCAAAAGAAAACCUUAAAAAGUCUAUCAGACCUGAUGAAUCUAUUCGGCGGAUGGAAGCGGGGGCUCCAAGAUCGCGUACACCCUCGAAUGAAGCGAUUGCAUACGGCCGGAGGGAAGAACCCUCAAAGAUCGUAGACGACUCCCUGUCCACAAGAUCUAGCUACAAAAACUCCCAGUCCAAACUCCCCAGUGAAGGUUGUCUGGAAUCAACAAAUCGUCCGAAGGAUACAUACCUCAAGUCCUCCACGGUCGGAUUUAGUAAAGCAGACGACGGUUUGUUCCAAGAGCGGCUGAGGGCACCAACGGAUUCCAAAUUCAACUCCACGACGGGUUUGAAAUCUCGACAGAGUCUCAACUCGGCAGAAAACCCGGAGAGAACUCAAAUCAAAGACUGCGGCUGCAAGAACAAAAAGCCAGAAAGAACCAGCCCGCUGGCAAGUUAUACCACCCGAUGCGCGCAACUCAAAUCCGACGGGUCGGGACUAAACUCGCAGAACAAUUCCGAAGGGUCGGAAAAUGACGCGCGGAAACCAACUUCGGACUACCGCUCCUCCGAGGACUGUCCGCGGGCUGUGGGGUCGAGAUCUCCGACCUCCGUCCACCACCCCCACCGAGAACUGUUUUCCUUGAACGACUGCUAUUUCCCACGCGGCACAUCGAGGUACUCCACUGCCGACAUGUACGGCGCUGUAGGGGACGUGGGCGCCAAGAAAAAGAGAAAAGGCAAAGAGUCGAGGUCUAAGACGAAGGUUAACUCACCCUCACCCCAGCAAGGGGAUGCUCCGAGUUCACAAAGGAGCGACGCUGGUAAAUCUUUUGGAGUGCCAAAGGAAAAGCGAACCUCUCCAGGCUUGUAUCCAUCAUCGAGCAGAACUAAGACCACCUCACCUGGAGGCAUGUCUAGGGGUGAUAUGAGAGCCCCAUCACCACGACGCCCUAUGAGCAACGCCAACUUCAACCAAGACAAUCUCAACCCCAAGGGCACGGUCGUCUACCAGAUGAGCGCACGUUACGUCACCACCAACGGGCUGCGGGUGGCAGGGGGAGUCCGCGUCAUUCUCGACGCCAUCCAGAGGCUGGGAUAUGUACAGAUGAUCUCCCCGCUUAAUGAGGUGUACGUUACCCACUACAUCCACACCAUCACCUACUUAAGCUCAACCUCAGCAGCUGGUGUGGCAUGGAGCGCCAUUGUGUACAAGCCGACGUCGGAUAAAGAUCAGAAAGGGUCUAAACAGUCGAAAGGAAAAGAUGAAAGCGCCCAGGACAAGGUGGACGUGGCCCAGGUUGUCUUCUGCGACCCCUACCAGGCCCACCGGUUCCGCAUCGUGCUGGACACGGUCCGCUGCGCCUUCCACAACAUCGACUGCGUGUCCAGCGCGACAGCCAACACGCUGCUCGGCACCGGCCAGUGCGCCUCCUGCCCCCCGAACUUCCCCACCGCCAUGAUCGACCCCCUCGCAGCCGACAAGUUCACCCAGUCCUGCUGCAGUUCCCCGCGAUUCACGCCCUGGCCUAUCGUAGGUGGAUUCGUUCCCUGUCCCGCACCCGGCGUCCCAAUCAACGCUCCGGCACCAAUGAUGAGCCGGCCGCCGUGUGAUGCCGGACCGUCCGGAUACUCCUGCGGGAUGAACAACUCCCAGAGGAGCAGUCAGCCACCGCCUUGUUCCAGCCCCACCAAGAACAUGGGCUGCGCCAUCAACGCGGAUCUAGUGUACGACCCCUACGCUUAUGAGAACGCCAUAGAGAAAACUCUCUUCAGCUCUGUGGCUUGUUUGGUGCGCCUCUCUAAGGACAGGACUUGGCUAGAGAUGCAGCAGGGAUUUGUCAAGGUGACUCAGUGCUCUAACGGCAUGGGCUUCAGUCUAGUCUUUGAGAGCGGCUGCCGUGCGGGCUGUACUCACCACUACAUACGGCGAGACACCAUCUUUGAGCGCGCCCCGCGCACACAGCACGGGUUUAUCUACAACACCAUCUGUAGCGGUGAGAAAGGUACCGUCGUGGACGAGUUCCUCAUAUCCUUCCAGACGAAAGCCGAGGCAGAUAACUUCAAGUGUGUUGUGGAUAAGUGUCACAACCUCCUGAUGAUGACCGCUGCCAAGCCGCUGGACUGCAACACGUGCGGUUACCCCGCCCUCUACAACACCUCUUGGUCCAACUCCUGUGGCAACAACAACUGCAGCUGUGACGUGCCCGCAUGCCCCUGGGGGGUGGGGGAGACGUCUGCUUCUCUGCGAGUUGAUGAAGAAAGCGAACAGGAUGUCAUUGAUUGGAACGACAACAACCAUAACCCUAAACAACCUGUGAUAAACGGGUAUCUUAACCCUAACGUCUACUGUGAUCGGUUAAUAUUUAACCCGACGUUGUCCAGCGCUAUUUCAGGAAACGGGAAAUCCCGGCGCUAUUUUAACACCGCGCUUGUCACUCUCUUGAAAAUACGAAACGAAAGAUUAUUAACACACCCCACAAGGAGCGAUAAAAACUCAUUGAAUUUCCUGGAUAAUUCCACAAUCCACACACCCUACGUCUGCCGUAUGUUGAAACGGCUUAAAUCUUCGUGAAGAAUUUCUCAAAUCCGGCAAAGGCGAUGGAAUCUGGACGUAAUACGCAGGCCUGCCGCUUUAUUGGGAAUACAUAAAGGACUCGGACAAGAUGAUUGGCGUAUUUUAGUCGUGGCUAGGACGAUUAGGCAAACUCCUGGCAAAGCGAAAAGAUGAUUUUUUUGCCGUGAAUGCUGCUAAUCGAAGAAAACAAAAUAUAUAUUUUAAUUUGAAAACCAAUAUCCGAUUUGUUUGGUCUCAACCUUUCCAAUGUUGAUCAAUUGGCUGAAGUAAUGUUAUACGAGUUUCUAAACACAUAGUAAACAGAAA